This is a messenger RNA of Trichobilharzia regenti, 740 nucleotides long. NCBI's taxonomy places the organism in Eukaryota, Metazoa, Platyhelminthes, Trematoda, Strigeidida, Schistosomatidae. The record is from the annotation of a GenBank genome assembly.
GGCUACCAAAAAUUCCACCUUACAACAUUUUGCAAAAUUGCUUUGGUUUGCUCUUUUAAUUUUGUUUUAAUUUAUCAAUAAUGUGUCCUAAUCGUAUUAUAUAUAAUCGCGCAUUUUUAAAAUCAUUACAACCUACCGCGUUGUGUCAUCCACAAAAAUUGAGAAAAAAGCAUCACUGUGGCUGGCAGCGUGCACUGAAACGUACACAAAUUAAUCAAAUGACUGUUCCUGAACUCGUUAGCACUAAUUGUAGAUCCCUGUCCAACAAAAUGGAUUACCUUCAAUCCCUAAUGUAUUCCAAUGUUUAUCGAAAUGCUGGCGUUUUAGCAAUACAAGAGACUUGGCUGCACCAGCAUUAUGAUGAUAAUCUAGUUUCAAUAAAUGGAUAUAAAGUUUUUCGCCAAGAUAGAAAUAGUUCCAAGAAAAAAUAUGGAGGAGGGGUAGCCACAUAUAUAAACACAAAUUGGUCUACAUCAAAUCACGUUUGCUUCAAUUAUUCUAAUGACAAUAUAGAUUGCAUAACCGUCAGGUGUCGCCCAAAACACUUAAGUAAAUAUUCUUAUAUAUACAUAACAAAUAUUUACAUAACACCCGAUUGUAGCCUUUCUAAUAUAGUUAUGUUUGCAGAUGAGUUUACUGAAUUCGCUGCUCCUGCAUUCGGAAACUCGUUGUCUAUAGUCUGUGGUGAUUUUAAUUUAUGUGAUCACAGCUUUCUUACUUCGCUUGGUCAUGAGAAUCUA